AUGCCCAGUGACGAGCUGUUACAAGCCAAAUUUUCCUAUUUGAUCGAAAAUAGGGGCCAAGGCGAUGGUGGUGGUUACCAGAGGGGGCGACCAACAAAGACGGGCAAGCACUUCCAUCGCACUUCGCUUCUCAUUAAGGCCUUUAACCACAAGUUUCGUUUGGAUCUCGAGCUUAACACGCAACUCAUCGCACCCAACAUUAUGCAGAAACACUUUUUGGCAAACGGUGCCGAACAGGUUUCAAAACAGGACAUCGAGCACUGUUACUACCACGGAACGGUGCAAGAUUAUCCAGGUGCGACGGCGGCCUUCCACACGUGCAACGGAGUUAGCGGCGUCAUCCACGUUGGAAACGAGACCUUCGUCAUCCACCCUUUUUAUGGAGGAGAUCUCUCGAAACAUCCUCACGUGAUAUUCGAAGCGAGGACGAAGGCCAACAAGGGAUGUGCGAACUCCGGCGCGAUGGAGUGGCGCCUCAAUCAGAACGUCCAUUCGGGCUUUCUGCCCCGUGCCAAUCUCAAGAUCAAGAGGGACGUGCGGGAGGCCACCAAGUACAUCGAAACGGCGAUGGUCAUCGACAAGGCGAUGUUCGAGAAGAGGAACGGCAGCACCCGCAUCGACGUCGUCCACGACUCCAUACAAGUGGCCAACAUCGCCGACCUCUACUUCAGGACGCUCAACACCAGGGUCUCGGUGGUCUACAUUGAAACGUGGCAAGGUGGGAAUCAGGCCCAAAUCGACCGUAACCAAGACAUAGGGAAGGCCCUAUCGAAUUUUAAUGAUUACACCUCGAGAAAGUUGUUCAAAGUGGAUAAGGACACGACUCAGCUGUUAACGGGGGAGGUUUUUGUGGGGGGCGAGGCCGGAAUGGCGGUGCCGGCGACAGUUUGCACCCCGAAAUCCGUCGGAAUCAGCGUCGAUAUUAACACCUAUGAGCCCCAUCUGCUCGCAGGAACCAUGGCGCACAUGAUCGGACAUAACAUCGGUAUGGGCCACGAUGACGGGCGGGAGGAGUGCUUUUGCAGGGACUGGCACGGGUGCAUUAUGGCCCAGGCCAUAGUGGGGCUGGAUAACGUGCAGCCAUACAAAUUCUCCGAGUGCAGCAGGUCAGAUUAUAUUGACAGACUGAGGACGGGCAACGGGAUUUGUUUGUUGAACAAACCCAACGAGUUGGAGACCCACCGGUCGUGCGGUAACAGCGUGGUGGAGGAGGGCGAGGACUGCGACUGCGGCAGCAUCGACAACUGCCACAAAGUCGAUCCCUGCUGCGACCCCAUCACCUGCAAGCUGACCAAGGAGGCGCAAUGCGCCUCGGGGCCGUGCUGCGAGAACUGCCGCCUCAAAGAGCGCGGCGUGGUGUGUCGGGACCCGUCGAACGAGUGCGACCUGCCCGAACUGUGCACCGGGGAGUCGGGCGAGUGUCCCGCCGACGUGUUCAAGAAGAACGGCAGCCCCUGCGGCAAGAACACCGGAUAUUGCUUCAACGGCAACUGUCCCACGUUGACGCUGCAGUGCGAGAACAUCUGGGGAUACGGUGGCAUAGCGGCGGAUUCGGAGUGCUUCGAGCAGUUCAACUCCAAAGGGUCGAUCAACGGUCACUGCGGCAGCGACUCCAAUGGAAGGUUCCUGAAGUGCCUGCCCGAGAACGUCAAGUGUGGCUCCUUGCAGUGUCAGCAGGGUAACCGGUACCCGACCAUCGACGGACUCGACGACCUCUACGCCCGCACCAUUAUCAGCAUCAAAGGCGUCGAGUACGAAUGCAAGACGACGACUGGCACGAACGAAAAACUGGACCUGCCCCACUUGGGACUGGUGAGGGACGGCACGCCUUGUGGAGAAAACCUCAUAUGCCUUAAUCAAACUUGCUCGAGCAUAUUUCCCCAUGUGAAGCAAGAAAAGUGUCCAUCUAAUGACAAUAAAGUCGAAUGUUCUGGACAUGGAUACUGUACAAAUCAGAACAAGUGCUACUGCGAAAUGGGGUGGACGGGAAGCGAUUGCUCAAUCCAACAGGAAAUGAUACCCGCGCCUCCGUUGCCCACGCCCCCGAUCGACAUAACCACGACCAAUUUGCAAGAGCACAUGAAGAAAAAAGAAACCCCCUACGAGGACUAUCACGGGUCGAACACGAUAUUUCUCGUUUCUACUCUCAUGUCGGUGGUAGGGGGUGUAUUCAUUGUGUUCGCAACAAUGGCACUUUGCUACAGGUCAGUCGUAGUACACAAAAACUUCUCGCUCUGUCUCAGGAGGCAGAAUUUGCGUAAAUACCAAACCGAGUACAAUAAACCGCUGCCGAAAACUUACCUGCCGGCUGGAAAUCACUCGCAGGAGGACUAUCUAAAUGAGACCGCCGCCAUGGCUGAGUUUAGCCGCGCCGAUUCGCAAAGAGUCUUAUUCCGACCGUCGAACCACAUGGGAACCGGAGGACCAGCUCAUUACCCGGAACAGUUGCAACGGAGAGGUGUCGGUUCGACGAACGAAGACGAGAUCCAUGCAGUCGAGGACGACUCCGUGUCGUUCAUAGACCUGAAGCACAACAACCUCAAGCUGCCGGAGAAGAAGGGCAUCCUGAAAAAGACCGACUACGGCAUGAUGAUGGGCAGCAGCGAGGGCGGCAAGAACGGGUGGGGCGACGGCGCCCAAUCCGAGGAGCUGAUGACCCAGGCGGAGAUGAACAUGAGCCAGGUGAUCGGGUCCGGCGGCCCGUCGGACGUCGAGCGCACCCUCAAGACGCUCAACGGCUACCACGAGGACAUCAUCAAGGCGCUGAGGAACGCGGCCAGUCGCAAGGACACGACCACCCCGUCGGGCAGCACGUGCACGUUGAGCGACGAGCUGCUCAGGCGGAGCCUGCAGCAGUGCGCCGAGAGCUACUCCAAGUACGAGAGGAGUGGAAGCCAGGAAAAGGUGGUGAUAGAGCACGAAGACGAGGACGACGACGAAGUCCCUCCGUGCGGUCCCCUCCGAAUCCGUAAUCUGGAGGACCUCAUUAGACAGUUGGAGCACCACUCCCGACACAUGAGCCCCAGCGGCAGCGAAGACAUCAGGAUGUCAGAGACGGAGGCUGACAGACACUAUCGACAGGAGUCCUCCUCCGCCUGCAGCGAAAGCUCCCACCAAUCGCAUGGUAGGGAAUCGCGGUUCGUCUACGGCCGGUACCGACAGCCGUCCGGACGACUGCCCUAUCCGCAUCCGCACGCCCACUCCAUGCACCAGGCCGAGGAGGAGAGCAUCUACGAGAGCGCCGACCACGACAGGGGAGUGCCGUGCGGCGACACCCCCGACAGCGAAAGUGAUGAAUUUAUUCAAGCUCAGCAACAGCUAGCCCGGUGGGCUAGUGAAGACGCCGUCGUCCAGGCGUCGACGAGCGCGGCGUGCGUGCCGCAGGGCGUCGCCUCCGUGGUGGGAGCGGUGCCCCGCGAAUAUUACCCCUCGCCGAGCAGCUCGACCAGCGAGGAGCCGCCCAGCAUCGCGAGGGCGCCCCAGCCGCCGGGCCUGCUGCCGCCCGGGCCCCCCCAUCCGGACCACGCGACCAUCCACCGCCCCAAACGUUAUCCCGAAUAUAAACACUGAUAGUGACUGGACGGGAGAGCGCCGUGGGGCGCCGACGAGGGGCGGUCGUGCGGCGUCGUUGUCGCGCGUCCCUCGGCCUUUUAUCGGCGCGCCAGAUUUCCCGUCAUCGAGCGACGGCGACUGAGGUUGGCGCUGCCUCCGGCGACGGCGGUCGCGAGACCACUCGAGGUUUAGGCGGGGACUUCCGAUCCUCUCCGUAUUGAUCACCGGUUCAUUAUUGACGAGUCGUUACUAAGAUUAAUCACGUACUACUAAACCUCAUAAGUUAUGUUAAAAAUAAUGUUGCCCCCCACGGUGAAUAUGUUGUGGAUGUUUUGUGGAUGGAGGAUCAGAGGUUUCCGCAUCGCGUGCAACGCUGGACGUUUGGACCAAUCGUAACCUAUUAAAAUUUUUGUACAUAUAUGACGUAGUUCCCGACGUGGCUCCAUCGAUGAUUGUAUGUAGGAUUAUAUUCUAAAAUGUUUAUAUAUAUAUAUAUAUAAAUAAAAUUUUUGUUUCCGGAAUCCGAGUUCUUCGUUCGGACGUUCGAAUUGGAAGUUGAUUGUGGUAAAGUGCUUCACUGUGUACACUUUUAUACUUAAAUCCCACCGACUGCGCCAAACACGACACAACAACACAGUUUACGACAACAAUUAGACACACAAUUAAACUUUACCACACACCACAGUAAAGUCUGUCUUGAGGGAAGUUGAAACACUCGUACCCUAAUUGGCAAGUGAUCGAUUAUUAUUUUAAUUACUGUUAUUAUUAUACAUUAUAGGGCGGCGUCGCCGCACUUAACAACCAAACUGGUAUAGCUUUAAUAUCUUAGACGUAGCCGUUACCUCAAAAUUUAUUAUCGUACGACGAACCCGACUUAAGGAGCAUGACAACUCGGAUUCGAGGCAGGAUCGAUGGACCGCGAACUUUUUGUAAAUGAUCCGAGACUGGUCCAAACUUCGGUGGCCGAAUACGAACAAAAAGUAUAUAAUUAAAGACUGAAGUCCACGGACUAAAAACCUCGCCCCACUAAAUAAAAGAAAAAAAUUAAAAUAAACGGUCGGUGAACAAAAAGGACUCAAUAAAUAACCCAACGUGUUAAGUGUGUUGUGUGCAGCCAUUUUGACUGACUUUUGACUGUUAUAGUUGUUGACUUAUUUAAAGACAAUUACAUAUAUCUAAAAAAAAAGCGGUUAUCCCUGCAUGUUUCACGGUAACACGACUAACAUAAAUGAUUAAUGUUAUUUUAUAUUCAAUUACGUUGGUAGUGUCUUUAGUGAAGUCGUACUUGCUUUUGCUUUUGUUUUAAAGUGGAUACGGUGAAAUGUGCAGUUACUCGCCCCAAAACGUGCAAAAUUUGCAUGCAUAAUUCUAAAUUUGUGGUGUUUAAGAAAAUGACUCCAUUUAUGCCUUAGUUGACGACAUAUCUUGUUAUUCGGGCUAACGGGGAUGAAAAAAAAAAAAGAAAAAGCAACGGUGGCCGGAAAAAUGACGCAUGUCCGCACACAUUAUAAUCACGAAGAUCUUUCGGUGACAAACGAUUUUUUAUUGUAGAUUGUAAGUUAGUCACAAUUUCUAUUUAGUGAUAUUUCACAGAGCCCAAAGCCCAGAGCCUCACUGGCC
Messenger RNA from Aethina tumida (small hive beetle), 5172 nucleotides. It is a transcript of the gene mmd, whose product is annotated as disintegrin and metalloproteinase domain-containing protein 11. The transcript is spliced from 20 exons. The record is from RefSeq and is a predicted model, not a curated record. Lineage: Eukaryota; Metazoa; Arthropoda; Insecta; Coleoptera; Nitidulidae. Gene Ontology annotation, biological process: membrane protein ectodomain proteolysis. The coding region runs from base 1 to 3570 and encodes 1189 amino acids. Gene Ontology annotation, molecular function: metalloendopeptidase activity.